AUGCGCCACGCUCAGGCAAGUAGGGCUGCGGCCAGAGCAAAGGCGCUCAAUCUGAGCGUCGACACCAAUGUCAACACGAGUCACAAUAGCACGGUGACAGUUACGCAGGGUCCAGAUAGUUCUACACGGGGCAUUACCGCUCCGGCGACCCAGCAUAAACCCCACAACACCGACGGCAAAGUUAAGUCUUCGAGGCCUAGCCAAGCUCUGGCCAACCCUAACUGGAGAAACCGUCAGUUGGGCCCGGGUGCUCCCCUGAGAUCACCCACAACUGCUGGUUUGCCGCAGACUGAAUUCGAGAAAUCCGGUGGUCAUGUAGUGAAGAAGCCAAGCCGCUCGGUUUCACCAGAGGACGAUUAUGUCGUGCGUGGAUAUCGAACCACUCCCAUUGACCCAGAUUUUAUUCAUUCAGCCCCAUUGACUAAGAAGGAUUAUAGAGGUGCAGAGAUCGACUCGAACCGCUCCGAGUAUGACAAGGACAAAUAUAUUUGUCCAGUAGAUCAACAACCUCGCUCAAGUCUAGACACAGGAGCCCCUGUCAGAUUGGAGCCGCUGUCCCCAAGCACGCGUGAGCGCUUCGAAGUUCAAAACCUGAGUCUCGAACGCAGAAAGGAAAAUGGCAAAUGGGUGGAUAAUUGGCAUUAUGGAGAUUCCCCUUUAAGUGCAAUUCCCCUCCCGCAGACAAGCCCUACAGACCCAGAAGAGUCUAUGACUUUUCCAGCUGCGAAGGUUAAGGCCAUUAAAGAGUCACGAAGAUUCAAGAGUGGUCUCUGGGGAGAUUUAGAUGAACAGGUGCAGAAACAGGUUGCUGGACUCAACCAGCCUCGUACGGCCGGUCAUCCGUUAGGCCGCUCGCGUCAGGAGUAUGAGAACUCUCGACGUCCUUUAGCUAUCGCAUCUGCCGCUCAAGGUCCAAUGGCUCAGAAGUCUGCGACUGAUGGUCGACGCCACGGAGCGUCUUACCCUCCAGCGAUCCCCGAGGAUCCUGAGGAAGAGAAUCAACGUUACGAAAGUUUCAUCCAGAAACUAAACACGCCAUCGGAUUUUUGCUUUACUGAAGGGCGCCACAGCACGGAACAAACUCGUUCUACAGGGCCCCGCUCAGAUACUGAGCGCAACCAAAAUCCCACGGAAUCUAAGUCGCUAGUUUUAGUUCACCCACCAGAGAAGGGCGAAAGUAGUGUUGGAACAAUGGCUGAGAUGAAAAAUGGGAAAUCACUGAAUCCAAACGCCACUGAAUUUCAGUUCUCAGGCCAAGCUAGCAGCCGUCUCUCAAGUUCAUCAAAUCAUAACCCCCAGACGUCGACUAGUCAUGAGUCAACAAGAAACCAAGCUCUUGUUGGAAAUGAUACACAAGUCAUCUUAGAUGUGAUAAGUCAACUAAGAGAAGAGGUAGCAGAAUUGAAGGCAUCGUCGUCUCUCACAUCUCAUUCUCGAGAUACUAGCCUGCUACAGCAAAUUGACCAUUUGGAGGGCAUGGCGAACAAUUUGGACUCGAACUCGGGCUUUCAGCCGCAGAACACCCAGGGCCAGGCCCAGACGGCACUUGUACAUGUGCCCCAACCAUGGCCAGGACAUCAGGGCGGAGCCCAGCAAGGAGUCCAUCAGGGAUCUCAUACUGCUGCAGUGCCGUAUUCCAGCAUGCUACAGAACCAACAGUACAUUCCUGGGAUGUAUAACAGCCCUGUUGUAAAUGGAUCUGUAUUCAAUGGACCUGCAUAUAAUGCGACUACUUAUAAUGGAGUCGUCGGUUAUAACGGGUAUGGCUACAAUGGACCUAGCAACAAUGGACCUGGCUACAAUGGAUCUGGUUACAACGGAUGUGGUUGCAAUGGUCCCGUUUAUGGCUCAGUUGGCUAUGCUCCGGCUUUCCCUGCCACUCCUGCAUAUGGCCCCAGUGGUCAGCCAAAUAUGCAGUUCCCAGCGGUGCCGAGUACAAACCCGGCUGCCCUUGCUGGUCCUGUGAGCUCGGGCAACGUGCCACUCCACCAACAGGCACAGAUAGCAUUUGGUCCUAAGCCAGUUACCAAACCCCGCGGGCCUCCUCGCAUGAAUGAUCCUAAUUUCGUCAAACACCAACAGGAUUAUGAGCAAUACCUAGAGAUGAAGCGUUCUAGCGACCCAGAGUUUGCACGGCAAUGCAAAGAUCGACAAGCACGACGAAAUGAACGACAAAGACCCUCGCAGUCGUCUCAAGCAUAUGUCUAG
Molecule: messenger RNA, 2208 nt
Organism: Annulohypoxylon truncatum
Lineage: Eukaryota; Fungi; Ascomycota; Sordariomycetes; Xylariales; Hypoxylaceae
Exons: 1
Coding region: 1-2208 (735 amino acids)
Source: RefSeq, a predicted model, not a curated record